ACCACCCCCAAAACACCCCUCUAUUCUUCCAAUUGCAUCCCAAACAAGCCGCCAUCAUGCCCGAGUACGUCAAGGUUGAGAGCAUCGUCCCCAAGGUCCCACCGCCGGCCUUCAGCGACAUCGCAAAGGCCUCCAACGACCUCAUCAACAAGGACUUCUACCACACUGCCGCAGCUGCCCUCGAGGUCAAGCUCAAGGCCCCUAACGGUGUCAACUUCACUGCCAAGGGAACCUCUGCCCAUGAUGGCCCCGUCACCUCCUCUCUCGAGGGAAAAAAGUCGCUCUCCAACGGCAUCAGCAUCACCCAGUCGUGGAACACUGCCAACCUGUUGGCUACCAAGGUUGAGCUCAACGACACCUUCGCUAGCGGCUUGAAGACUGAGGUCCUCUCCAACUUCAGCCCCGCGGCUGGUAACAAGGGCCAAAAGGUCAACCUUCACUUCAAGCAGCCUGCCUUUCACGGCCGUGCUUUCGUCGACUACUCUGCUGCUGGUGCCAUUGGCACCACGGCUGACGCUGUCGUUAGCCACGAGGGCAUGGUUGUUGGUGGUGAGGUUGGCUACGACGUCCAGAAGGCUGCCAUCACCAAGUACUCGGCUGCCGUUGGAUACACCACUCCUCUCUACAACGCCGCUGUCACUGCCACCAACUCCCUGAGCGUCUUCACUGCCUCUUACUACCAGCGCGUCAACCCCGCUGUCGAGGCCGGUGCUCGCGCCGUCUGGGACUCAAAGUCCGGCAACAACGUCGGCCUUGAGCUUGCUGCCAAGUACAAGCUUGACCCUCUGUCUUUCGCUAAGGCCAAGAUCAACAACCUCGGUAUUGCUUCCCUCGCCUACAACACCAAGGUCAACAGCGGCCUGACCUUUGGCAUCGGUGGCUCUUUCGAUACCCAGAAGCUCAACGAGGCCGGCCACAAGCUCGGCACCAGCUUCACCUUUGAGGGUUAAGCGUCUCUUGGAGAUGCACCUGUAUUAGAUGACAGGAUGGAGAAAAAAAUGAGCAGAGCCUCUGACUUACUUUGGUUCUCGCGAAGCGCUAUCAUAUGAAUAUAGUCUAGAAAGAAGACUAGUAGUCUUGUGCGUUAUGCAGUAGGAUAAUCUUCUUCAACGCGAGCCUUUCAAGACUAUUCACAUAUAUUCCGAAUGCUUA
Bipolaris maydis ATCC 48331 is the source of this 1152-nucleotide messenger RNA. RefSeq names its product eukaryotic porin/Tom40. Gene Ontology annotation, biological process: monoatomic anion transmembrane transport. Gene Ontology annotation, molecular function: voltage-gated monoatomic anion channel activity. Gene Ontology annotation, cellular component: mitochondrial outer membrane. The record is from RefSeq and is a predicted model, not a curated record. Lineage: Eukaryota; Fungi; Ascomycota; Dothideomycetes; Pleosporales; Pleosporaceae.